CCCAAACGAAUCACGACCCAACCACUUGCUCUUUUUGGGCACGUGUCAGAAUCUCCUCCGUAGAUCUCUAGAACGGAGAAAUCGAGGCUCGCGCCUGAGAUUUUCUACAACGAAUCCCAACCACUCUGUGGGAGCUCAUCGCCAAAGCGUUGAAUACGUGGUGUGGAGUUCGUUUUAAGAAGAAGAGGAAGGAGAAACCUGCCCAAUAAUAGAGAGAGAGAGGGAGACGGAAGUGAUUUAACUGAUCGUACAGGAGAUGAGGACGCCGUCGUCCGGGGGGAGCAGCUCGCGGCGGUCCGGCCGCCGCCGGAUAGCCGACUUCCUCGCCGAGGAUGAAGACUCCGGCGACGAGCUCUUCUCCCCGGGGACUGGCGGCGGAAUGCUGCCGAUCUUCCUCAACGACCAGAGCGAGCUGGUGGAAGUGAUGCUGGAGCUGGACGAGGAGUCGAUGGUGGUCCGGAGCGUCACACCGACAUACGGCGGCACCGUGGCCGAUCCGGACCCCGGGGGGAACCUGAGCCGGAGCUCGUCGACGGCGUCGCGCAUCCGGCGGAAGUUCGCGUGGCUGAGGUCGCCGUCGCCGCGGCGGUCGCGGUCGCCGUCGCCGGUGCCGGCGAAGGAGUCGGCCGCGGCCGCCCUAGCCGCGCGGGACGCGCGGCGGAGGCAGGCCCGGCUGGACCGGACGAGGUCCGGCCCGCAGCGGGCGCUGAAGGGGCUCCGGUUUAUUAGCCGGACGACGGGAUCGGUCGAGGCGGCGGAGCUUUGGCGGCGGGUGGAGCAGCGGUUCGCGUCGCUCUCCAAGGACGGUUUGCUCUCCCGCGACGACUUCGGCGAGUGUAUAGGGAUGGUGGACUCAAAGGAGUUCGCUGUCGGUUUAUUCGACGCGUUGGCGCGGCGGCGGCGGCAAAAUCUGGAAAGAAUAACCAAGGAGGAACUGUACGAUUUCUGGGUCCAGAUUUCCGAUCAAAGUUUCGAUGCCCGACUCCAAAUCUUUUUCGACAUGGUGGACACCAACGUGGAUGGGAGAAUAACGAGAAAGGAAGUACAGGAGUUGAUCGUUCUCAGCGCCUCGGCGAACAAGCUGUCGAAGCUUAAGGAGCAGGCGGAGGAGUACGCUGCGCUGAUCAUGGAGGAGCUGGAUCCGGAAAACCUCGGGUACAUCGAGCUAUGGCAGCUGGAGGCGUUGCUGCUCCAGAGGGACAGCUACAUGAACUACAGCCGUCCGCUGAGCACGGCGAGCGGCGCCGGGUGGAGCCAGAACAUCGCCAGCGGGGGGCCGAGGGGGCCCCGGAGGAGCUGCGGCUGGCGAAGAAUGGCGGCGGCGGCGAGGCUGGCGGUGCAGGAGAACUGGCGGGGGGCGUGGGUGGUGGCGCUGUGGGUGGCAGCCAUGGCGGGACUGUUCGUGUGGAAAUUCGUGCAGUACCGGCGGCGGGCGGCGUUCCACGUGAUGGGGUACUGCCUCGCGACGGCGAAGGGGGCCGCGGAGACGCUCAAGCUCAACAUGGCCCUCGUGCUGCUCCCCGUCUGCCGGAAUACCCUCACCUGGCUCCGCUCCACUCGGGCCCGUCUCUUCGUUCCCUUCGACGACAGCAUCACCUUCCACAAGAUGAUCGCGACGGCGAUAGUGAUCGGGACGCUGGUGCACGCGGGUAACCAUCUGUCGUGCGACUUCCCACGUCUGAUCGGGGCGUCCCCGGAGAAGUACAGGCUGGUGGCGCGCGACUUCGGGCCGGAGAAGCCCACGUACAGGAGCCUCCUCGCCGGAGUGGAGGGCGUGACGGGCAUCGGGAUGGUGGUGCUGAUGGCGGUGUCGUUCACGCUGGCGACCCACCGGUUCAGGAAGAACGGGGGGAGGCUGCCGUUCCCCCUGAACCGGCUCACCGGCUUCAACGCCUUCUGGUACUCCCACCACCUCCUCGCCGUCGCCUACGGCCUCCUCCUCGUCCACGGCUACUUCAUGUUCCUCGUCCACAAAUGGUACCAGAGAACGACAUGGAUGUACCUCUCUGUUCCUCUGCUUCUCUAUGUAGGAGAGCGAACUCUACGAGCCUUUCGUUCCAAGGCUUAUUCUGUCAAGAUUUUAAAGGUAUCGUUACUACCAGGAAGCGUCUUGACCUUGACAAUGUCCAAGCCGCAUGGAUUUCGCUAUAGAAGCGGGCAAUACAUAUUCCUCCAAUGUCCCACAGUCUCCCCAUUUGAAUGGCACCCGUUCUCCAUCACUUCAGCUCCUGGGGACGAUUACCUCAGCGUCCACAUCCGGACCAGCGGCGACUGGACGCAGGAGCUCAAGCGCAUUUUCCUAGAGAACUACUUCUCACCGCGUUCAAUAGGAAGAGCUAUGUUUAACGAGUUUGGCUCAGUGAAUCAAAGAAGCUUGCCGAGAUUGCUUGUGGAUGGCCCAUAUGGAGCCCCAGCACAGGACUUUCGGAACUACGAUGUUCUACUUCUGGUGGGGCUUGGAAUUGGAGCUACGCCUUUCAUAAGCAUACUCAGAGACCUACUCAACAACAUUAAACUUGCAGAGGAGCUAAUGGAUUUAGCAAUGGAGACUAGCAGAUCAGAGGACAGCAGCAAUAGCUUCUCUACAUCCAGUAGCAGCAAGAAAAGACCAUAUAGGACUACCAGGGCCCAUUUCUACUGGGUUACAAGAGAGCCAGGAUCUUUUGAAUGGUUCAAAGGCGUGAUGAAUGAUGUUGCUGAAAUGGAUAAAAAGGGUGUGAUAGAGCUGCAUAACUAUUUGACGAGUGUUUAUGAGGAGGGUGAUGCCAGAACUACUCUACUUACAAUGGUGCAGGCCCUCAAUCAUGCUAAGCAUGGUGUUGACAUCGUCUCAGGAACCCGGGUGAGAACGCACUUUGCAAGGCCAAACUGGAAAGAAGUGUUUGCCAGAAUAGCUUCCACACAUCCUGGGGCCACAGUAGGUGUAUUCUACUGCGGCACGCCCAUAUUAGCCAAAGAGCUAAAAAGAUUAUCGCAUGAGAUGAGCCAAAAAACUACAACACGCUUCCACUUCCACAAGGAGUACUUCUAGUUUUCGACGGUAUAUAGGAGAUACAAGGGGAUCAAAAUUUUGUGUUACUUCUCUAAAAAUGACAGAAGGGAAACAAUCCCAUGUCCACUUGUAAAUGUAUAUAGCUUGUCUGAUAUAAAUCAUAGAAGAGAUGGUCACAGAGUUUGCUUUCACAAAGAGAGGGCCUAGAAGCUUUCUCGAUGAUCAGUUUUUAUAGCCACACAUGUAUACAGUCUGAUUACUUAUAAAUACUAAGAAUAUAGAAGCUGCCUCUUUUUAAUAUAUA
Messenger RNA from Phoenix dactylifera (date palm), 3296 nucleotides. Its product is annotated as Riboflavin synthase-like superfamily protein. NCBI's taxonomy places the organism in Eukaryota, Viridiplantae, Streptophyta, Magnoliopsida, Arecales, Arecaceae. The record is from RefSeq and is a predicted model, not a curated record. Gene Ontology annotation, cellular component: plasma membrane. Gene Ontology annotation, molecular function: peroxidase activity; NAD(P)H oxidase H2O2-forming activity; calcium ion binding.